AUGCACUAAUAAUAAGAGUCAUUUACUAGUAAGACAUCCAAAUAAAUAGAGGAAUGCAUUAAAGAAAUGUAAAAUAACAUAGAUGUAAUUAUGUCAUUUAUAUAUAAAAUUAGUCAUCAUUCAAUAGAAUAGAUACUUUCAUUGAUUAGACUUUAAAUGAUAUUGAUGAAUUAUUUAAAUAAAGAUAGUUAUAAUAAUAAUAAUCAACAGAUUGUUAAUAAUAUAAUAGAUUACCUUAAUUAUAAUCACCAGAUAUCCAGAAUUAAUAAUUUAAUAAUUAAUUGAUUCAUUAAGUAACAUCUUUAAUCAAGAUUUCUUUUGACAAACAAGUAAAUAAUAAAGAAGAAUGUCUUAAUUAACAAUUCAAAAAAUAAUUAACUCAAAUUUUAGAAAAAGAAAAGAUUGAAUAAUAAUCAUUAUAAGAAACAAUCAAAUCAAAAGAUAAAUUGUUAGAAUCUUAAAAUUUACAAAUUCAAUAAUUUAAAUAAACAUAAAUUUCAAUUUAAUAACCAAUUAUUAAUCAACCAUCUUCUUAAUUAAUAUUUAAACCAUUCAAUUAUCAAUUGUUAUAAAAUAAUUCAAUUCAAUAACAUUAAGAGUGUUAAGCAAUAGCUAUUAAUAAAGAUUGUUCAAUUGUAAUAGCUGGAUGUGAUAAACAAAUUAAAGUAUUUGAAUUUAAAUAAGAAGUAUUGAAACAAACUCAACUUCUAAGUGAACAUUAAGAUAGUAUAAUAACUUUGAAGUUUAUGAGUAAAUCUAAUCAAUUUAUAUCUGGAAGUGAUGAUAAAUCAAUCAUAAUAUGGUCUAUGAAUCAAAGCAAUUCAUGGAUUAUCUAAUAGAAAUUAAAUGGACAUAAUAAUUCAAUAUAUAGUUUAAUUUUGAAUAAUAAUGAAGAUUUGAUUAUUUCAGGAAGUGCUGAUAAGACUAUUAAAUUUUGGAUGAAGUAGAAUCAUUAAUGGCUAUGUUAAUAAACUAUCACAGAUCAUAAUGGUAGUAUAUAAGGAUUAAGUAUAAAUUAACAAUAGAAUAAAGUGAUUUCAUGUGGAUCUGAUAAUUAAAUAUUAAUAAUAGAACAAUCAUAAUAGAAAUGGAUUGUAAUCUAAAAGAUAAAGGGUGAAAAAUAUGGUUUUAGAAUAUGCUUUAUAAAUGAUAAUGUAUUCACUUUUUAACCAAAUGGGAUAAAAUAAAUGCAUGUUUAUGAAAUGAAUAAUACUAAUAAAUAGUAUUUAAAGACUAAAGAUAUUCUUGUUAAAGGUUGUGGAGAUGACUACUUUGUAUUUCCUUAAUAGCAUAUAAAAUCAAAAUGCCUGCUUGUAAAUAAGAAUGGCGAAUAUGUGAAUUUGAUAAGGACAAUGGAAAAUGGAGAGUUUAAAACUGAAUAAUCCAUUGAAUUUGAACAUUAUAAUUUAUAUGGAUGUAUGAGUGAAGAUGGGUAAUAUUUAAUGACUUGGGAUCAUAGUACAAAAGAAAUUCAGAUUAGAAAAUACAAUGAAAUAUGA
This is a messenger RNA of Paramecium primaurelia, 1499 nucleotides long. The record is from the annotation of a GenBank genome assembly. NCBI's taxonomy places the organism in Eukaryota, Ciliophora, Oligohymenophorea, Peniculida, Parameciidae.